GGGGCAGCGCCGCCGCCCCUCGGCGGGACCCCGGCGGGGCGCGGCGCGGAGCGGAGGCGGCGGCGGGUGGCGGAGGCGGCGGCCAUGACGCUCACCAAGGGCUCCUUCACGUACUCCAGCGGGGAGGAGUACCGCGGCGAGUGGAAGGAAGGACGCCGGCACGGCACCGGCCAGCUGACGUUCGCCGACGGCAGCGCCUACGUGGGGCACUUCGAGAACGGGCUCUUCCACGGCUGCGGCGUGCUCAGCUUCGCCGACGGCUCCAGGUACGAGGGGGAGUUCGUGCAGGGCAAGUUCAGCGGCGUCGGCGUCUUCACCCGCUACGACAACAUGACCUUCGAGGGCGAGUUCAAGGGCGGGCGCGUGGACGGCUUCGGGCUCCUGACGUUCCCCGACGGCUCUCACGGGGUGCCCCGCAACGAGGGCUUCUUCGAGAACAACAAGCUGCUGCGGCGGGAGAAGUGCCAGGCGGUGAUCCAGAGGGCGCAGAGCGCCUCCAAGUCUGCCCACAGCCUCACGGCGUGACGGCGCCCUGGCCCCUGCACCUCCCUCCCUCUGCGGCAGGGCCCCACCGGGCACCGGCUGGCCCUACAGGGCGGCAGGACCAUGGCGCUGCCAGCCACCCCCUCGGCAGGGCCAGGGGUCCCCCUGCCACGCCGGGCGGGCCCCUGUGCCAAAACCCUGCUGGUGGGAGAACGGACCCCUCUGCCCCCCACCCAAGUGCCCCAGGGCGGCUCUGAGGCCGCCGUGGCGCCUUCUCCGUCUGCCCACAGCCCUGGUUCUCCCCAGAACCCCCGCUCUGCCCCCGGCUCCACCAGAGCAGCCGCCAGCAGGGCUGGGGGAUGGCGUGGUCGGGGCUGCCACCAUGCCACGGGGAGCCGGGCGGGUGGCUAGGGGCUGGGGCUGGCUCCUGGCCCCAUUGCCUAGGGUGCCUAUGCCGGCGGGCAGCAGGCCGGGCCACGUGCCUGCAGAGGGGCAGCGCCUGGCCCCGCUCUUCCAGCCCUGGUCCCCCGGCGGGGCGGCACCCUGUGGCCUGUGCCCUCGGCGCUGGGUGACUGCCGUGCCCCCGAAGGGCUCAGCCUGCCCAUUGCCUUGGGGACAUCCCCGCCAAAGGGGACCAGGGGAUGCCUGGCCCGGCCUGUUCGUGCUGCGUCCCUGGGGAGCUGGGUGAGGACGGCAGCGGUGGCGAGCAGGAAGCAGGCUCAGCCUGGGCAAGGGGCCAGGGCAGGGCAGCGUGGGGUGCCAGGGCUGCUGCAGGGGGCUCUGGGCCGGGUGGGCAGGGAUAGGGGCACGGCAGGGGUGCAGGCAGGGCGCGCACAGCUCCCCGCCUCGCUCCCCGUGUGCAUCCCUCAUCCGCACGCGUGCUUGCCUUCACCCCUGGCAUGCUCUGGCUCGCAGGGGCGUGGGGUCCUGGCGUCCCGCCCCGCCUGGCCGAGCCCCCCCCUGCCGGUCUGUGCCCACACCAGUCCCGUGCCUUGCUGCGCCCCUGCCUUGUGCUGCCGCCUGCACGGGCCUCAGCUGAGUAAACCACGUUGCCAAACGCC
Cygnus atratus (black swan) is the source of this 1544-nucleotide messenger RNA. It is a transcript of the gene MORN4, whose product is annotated as MORN repeat containing 4. The record is from RefSeq and is a predicted model, not a curated record. The transcript is spliced from 4 exons. The coding region runs from base 85 to 525 and encodes 146 amino acids. Lineage: Eukaryota; Metazoa; Chordata; Aves; Anseriformes; Anatidae.